Rhizoctonia solani is the source of this 1116-nucleotide messenger RNA. RefSeq lists its product as uncharacterized. The coding region runs from base 1 to 1116 and encodes 371 amino acids. The record is from RefSeq and is a predicted model, not a curated record. The transcript is spliced from 12 exons. Lineage: Eukaryota; Fungi; Basidiomycota; Agaricomycetes; Cantharellales; Ceratobasidiaceae.
AUGUCACUUCAAGAAAUCCUAAAGAUUACAAACUUUCACACACAACGAGAGCUUACAGACUUUCUUAUUAAUAACCAGAGGACGCGAUACGCUUCUUUCGCGUCUUUUGUAUUGUUGGUUUACGACUAUGUCAUUACCGUCAUCCCGGAGGUUGAACUCGUUUGGUACAAACCAUGGACAUGGUCAAAAGUGCUCUUUCUAUGGAAUCGAUAUGGGACAUUUGUCAUUCUGUUGUUCGAUACAAUCGUCGUUCUGGGUGGAGGUCCAACCGAUGCAGUAAGUCUCAUUACGUUGGGGCGAGCCAAUUCUCAUAUUGUCCAUUUUCCGUUAGUUUUGUUUGCACUGGCAAAAGUUCCAGGGUUGGACUGUUAUCAUUCUGGUUCGCAUAGCCGCAAUGUAUUCUCAAGACAAACGUAUCAUAUACCCCGUAAUUGGCCUGUUCUUUGCUCAAGCGCUGGAAUGGCAGGAAUCAUCGGAAACAGUUUCGCAAAUAUGAAAGCUCAGCAUGAACGCAUCCCUGGAUUCCACAUAUGUUCGUUGGUCGGAAUUCCUGAGGGGAUGUACAUAUAUUGGGCAACAAACUUAGCCUUUGAGAGCAUACUAUUUGGGCUUGCAUUAUUCAAAGCAUAUCAACAUGUGUCCAGGAAACAAGGAAUCCGGCCGGGUUGGUCUGGGCCGCGUAUUCUGAGCGUUUUGGUGCGGGAUAGUAUAAUGUACUUCGCCGUUAUCUUCGUUACCUAUAUCAUCAAUCUCGUUUCUUGGUCUACCGGAGGUAGUGGAAUAUAUCAGCUAGCCAUCGCAUUGGCCAUUGCACUGCGUGCUUCAAUGGGGAGUCGGCUGUUGCUCAACGUUCGUGAGGCGUACUAUGGCUGUAGCGUUAUCUCUGAUAACAUGCUGUCGACCAUUCAAUGGCAACCACGGAACGCAGACUGUGUCGCAAUGGAUUCACUCCCCGUGCCUGCUCGCGACCACCAAAUCUCUACGGGCUUUUCAAGUCUUCCCGAACUCCGUGGGGACUGGUCGCCCGAGGAGUCGCUGCCUGGUCCCUCUUCGGGGGUAUCAUCUCAGACAAAAUCUCGAGCACGAGUUACAUUCGAACCACCCUACACACCAUAA